Molecule: messenger RNA, 2937 nt
Organism: Anarrhichthys ocellatus (wolf-eel)
Lineage: Eukaryota; Metazoa; Chordata; Actinopteri; Perciformes; Anarhichadidae
Product: AP-1 complex-associated regulatory protein-like
Exons: 4
Biological process (GO): negative regulation of substrate adhesion-dependent cell spreading; regulation of Arp2/3 complex-mediated actin nucleation; negative regulation of cell motility
Cellular component (GO): endosome
Molecular function (GO): kinesin binding; AP-1 adaptor complex binding
Source: RefSeq, a predicted model, not a curated record
UUUUUUACUUGAUCUGUGUUUUUUGUUGCUGUCGGCAGCUGCCUGCCCAGAGGACACGCGGGAAAGCAGAUGGCACUGGCGGUGAGACUCAGCAAAGAAAACAAAACCCCGGGGAGGAGUUUGAUGUCUACCUCCAGAAUGUAAAAGCCCAAUCGGACGCUUUCAGGGGCAACAGACUGCCGUCCGACACCAACGUGGUGACUCCCAACACCGAGUGCAGCUGGGACUUCACCACCAAGACCCGCUCCACCAACGAUGACGGGACCUCGCUGGACCUGGAGUGGGAGGACGAGGAAGGAAUCAAUCGCGGCCUCCCGGCCUGGGAGAGGUCCCGGACGGAGGAGGACAUCCUGCGAGCAGCCCUGAGGCCCGGCGGCAAGCAGGUGACCAGCGGCCCCACCUCGGCCUCGGAGGACUCCAACGCGCUGGAGUGGGAGAACGAUUUCGUGGGUACCCACCCGGAGGACAAUGCGGACACGGAGUUUGAAGGGUUCGUCAACCCGGUCCUAGACACUCCCUCCGAGGACGCCCCGCCCUGUGGCCUCAGGUCGGACAACCAGGACAGAUAGUGUCCAGCACCGAAGGAGACGCUCGUCGUGUCCUCUUCACGUCAAAGCUCACCAGCUUUUUUUUUUUCUUUGCUUUUUUUUUGCCUCAUGAAAAGGAAAUGUACGUAGUUGCUCUUCCGUUAUGUGAGACUGAUGCUGCGGGGAAACGGUUGCGUAUCGCCCCACUACAGUACAAUGUAGUGGGGCGAUUCUAUUAAAAUACUUGUUUGUUUUUUUCCAGUGCCUUCAUUUGCCAUAAUAGCCGACCAUUCAUGCAUUGUGACUUAAAGAGAUCAGUUAGCAUCUCACACCGUUUGACACAUCAAGCAUCACCAAACAAACUGCAGAAGAAGUCCGGCUCAGCCUCCAGUCUCUCGCCUUAGUUUCAGCUCUGCCCUUCAGUUUAAUUAAGUUGUUGCAUGAUGACAAACAAAGAAACUGAUUUCCAUAUAAAAGGAAUGAAUAUUAGACCAAAUUAUUUUGACAAAUCAGUGGACCCGGGAUCGUUUCUUCUUCAUCAUCCUCAUCACAGAUUGAUUGAUCUUCAGUCCUACGUUUGAUUGACAGCGGUCUACGCCCGAGUACCCAGCAUGCCGUCGAGCAGCAGCGCCGUCAGUGCAUGCUCUCUGAGGAGAAAGCACCCGCUGCAGUCACAUUACCAAUGUGGGACCUAUCGAAAGAACUGCGUAACUGUAAUGUGCAUUUUCUGAUAUUUGUAUAGACCAUCACAUAGUGCACCAAUGAGACAUUCAAAACGGCUGAAAACACUGUCGAGCUCAUAGAUACAUAAUUAAGCACACACACACAAUGACAAUGACUCCCCUUCAUUGGUCCAUUGUAGCACAUCUGGUUUUUAAACUGCUGUUUUUCUUUCUUUCUUCUUCACUUAGAUUUUAUUAAAAGAUUUUUUUAUUUUUUUUUACAUGUCAAAAACAACAGCACAGAACAGCAACAUCAUUGCCAGGUACCAUGACAUCCUCAGCUCAGACGUCUACGUAUAAUGGAUUAUUAAGGACAGCAGGUCUUUAUGCAUCCCUACAAUAUUUAAAAUAUAAUUAUCUAUGAUUAUUUCAGCAAAUAGCUGAUCUACACCGGCCUUUUUCACAGACGGACCGCUCCUAAACGGCCAGUUGUUCUCAUCAGCUGGUUGAUGAUGAUGUUCAUCGUACUUCCAGUGUUCCUACAACGGCCUGGAAAAUAUGGAACGAUAUAGAAAUUCUCUCAUUUAAGAAGCUGCAUUAAUCAGUAUGUUGGUUAUUGUCGAUCGGAGGAUGUGUGUUAUACGUCACACAUCCUAACCGCUAGGGUAAAGCUAAAUCAUCAAACUGUUAAUGUGGACCAUUGCUCUGAAAUACAGGGAAUAAUAGCAGAAUAUACAACAUCGGUGGAACAUAAAGGGAGACACCUUUCACUUCAUGUACCACCACUGGUUUCUGAUUGGUUGCUGGCAUUUUGGUGUUCAGGAGACAAAUUCUUUUUAAGUGUUGUGAUUUUUUUUUUCUUUCUUUAAUCUUGUGUGAAAUCCAAAGCAGUUACUCUGAACUAAAGAGAUUGAUCAAUCAUAGUUAUAAUGAAUGAGUUGAGAUUGAGUGAGUCUGGAUGAGAACAAGAUGAAUCUGGUGUAAACUUCCAAAGCUGCUCUCCCAAGGUAUAUAUAUAUAUAUCCUUUAUUUUGUCCCAUCACGUAGUGCUCUUCACAUCGAUUAGUCUGAAUCAGAAGUACACUGAUUGCACUGCAGAGUGUGUGUGUGUUAGAGUGUUAGAAGACACUCACUGAAAUGAGCCACGUGUGUGUGAAGAGGAAACUGAUCUGAGAACUGUGUUCUGCUGCUGUUGAAGUGUGCGGACGGGACACAGCAGUCUUUUUUCCUUCUUAAUAUCCGAGUGUGUUUUUGCGAUGUUAUGCUUUCCUGUGAUCACAUGAUCUCUGAUUUAAUCACUGUUCACUUUCUGUAAUGUAACUUAACAUUCCUUUUCCUGUGAGAGAGAGAGAGAGAGAGAGAGAGAAUAAAAUCUGGAACCAUGUACGGGGCAUCACAUCCACUCACUGUAAUGACUAGGAGUAGAUCGUUUAUGUAGAUUUGGUCAUUUUCACACCAGCAGAACUAAACUAAAAUACUAAAACUAAAAUAAGUUAUGGCUUUAGAGAACUACAGGCAGCACCCGAACCACACGUUUAAAUGGAUCGUUCUCUACUGAAGAGCUGUGGAUGUUCUGCAAUGAGGUUCUCUGAAACAGGAGGUACUGUAUAUCUAAGACGAGAGACAGGGCUGUCCCUUAAUGCUCGCAUUGCACUGCGUUUCUUUGACUGUGUUUUCAGUUCAUCCACCAAAACCUCUUUACACUGUACAGCUAAUCUCUUUUUUUUAAUUAAAGUUGGUACUAGUAA